CAUCAACAUAUCGUAAUCAUUUAGGUAGGCGAAGUGAUGCCUUUUAGUCUUUCUUGAUGACUGGAAAUCACCCUGUUUCCUGCAAGACAAGAUGAGCCGGGUGCUUUGGUCGUCCUCGCAGACGAUCAAGUAUGUAGUGGCACCACGAUCACGACCACGAUUGUUGAAACGAGGUUUCGUAACGACGCCUUCUUUGUUCUUGACCACGACCGAAUUGUGGCGAUUGAAUGAAUUCAAUCUAAAGAUCGACCCUGAUCGAUUAUGGGACACGGUUCACUCUACUGCGAGGUGGACAGCGCCCAGGGCUGCCACGUCCGGCAACAACAACGGCGAUGAUGUCAGAACCGCAGGACUCGCGAGACUGACGCUGAGCGCAGAAGACAAACAAGCUCGAGAUUGGUUUGUGGACACCACAAGGUCACUGGGGUGUCGAGUGCACGUCGACCAGAUUGGCAACAUCUUUGCCAUCCGGCCCGGAUUGAGAGACAACACGAUCAACAACGAGAAUGCUGGCAUGGCAGCGGCGGCGACUUUCGCCGGGAGUCACCUCGACUCUCAACCCAGCGGAGGUAGGUUUGACGGCGUGUUAGGUGUGGCCGCCGGUGUUGAGAUGUUGAGGACCUUGAACGACAAUCAAAUCGAAACGGAAGGUCCCGUGGGGGUGAUCAACUGGACCAACGAGGAGGGAGCAAAGUUUCCCAUCAGUAUGAUGGGGAGUGGUGUGUGGUCCGGACAGAUAUCUCUGGAUGAUGCGUGGAAGGUGAAGAGUGUCAUUACGACCACGAGUACCGUCAAGGAAGAUCUCGAACGGAUUGGGUAUCUGGGUGACGUCCCUGCACAUUUUGACGCCGGGAUAAGAGUCGGGGCUCAUUUCGAACUUCACAUCGAACAAGGCCCCAGGCUGGAAAAGUCGAGACAAAAAAUUGGAAUCGUCCAAGGUGUCCAAGCCUACAAAUGGUUUACGAUCGUCGUCAAGGGUCGAGAGGCGCACGCGGGUACGACCGACAUGUCGAGUCGAGUCGACGCCAUGCAAGCCUCGGCACAACUCAUGUUGAAGGUACACCAGAUCGCGAAACACGGUUGUUCGGACGGGAAAGGCCUCGUCACUUUCGGCAGGUUGAAGGUUUCACCGGGGAGCGUCAAUACCAUUGCCGGACUCGUCGAGAUGAGUUUGGACAUGAGACAUCCGACCGACGAAGGGUUGGCUGAAAUGGAGGAGAAUUUGUAUCGAGUUUGUAAGACCAUGAUGAACGCGACAGGACGGAAUAAAGACGGUGGCCCCGAGGUGACUCUCCAACAAGACUUUGCGAGUAAUGCGAUCAAAUUCGACGAACGAGCCAUCGAAUGUGUCGAACAGAGCGCACUGAGUGUGCUGGGGGAUAUGGAAGAACACGGGGGGCUACGUGAUGGUGGUGGUAGCCAUCAAAAAGUACAAAAAAUGAUGAGUGGAGCAGGUCAUGACAGUGUUCGUACGAACCUACAUUGUCCGACAGCAAUGAUCUUUGUACCUUCAAAGGAUGGAAUCAGUCACAAUCCGGUCGAGUGGACGGACAAGGAGGAUUGUGCCAUAGGGGCAAAUGUCUUGUUACAAUCCGUUUUGAGGAUGGACAAGAUGAGAUACGAGAGGGGGGAUUUUUACGAAUAGACCAAAGAUACAGUAAAGUAAGGUAUACAGUGACUCUCUCGUAA
Molecule: messenger RNA, 1689 nt
Organism: Exophiala oligosperma
Lineage: Eukaryota; Fungi; Ascomycota; Eurotiomycetes; Chaetothyriales; Herpotrichiellaceae
Exons: 1
Coding region: 92-1645 (517 amino acids)
Molecular function (GO): hydrolase activity, acting on carbon-nitrogen (but not peptide) bonds, in linear amidines
Source: RefSeq, a predicted model, not a curated record